Messenger RNA from Pan troglodytes (chimpanzee), 2377 nucleotides. RefSeq names its product signal peptide peptidase like 2C (gene SPPL2C). Gene Ontology annotation, molecular function: aspartic endopeptidase activity, intramembrane cleaving. The transcript has a single exon. The coding region runs from base 216 to 2270 and encodes 684 amino acids. Gene Ontology annotation, cellular component: cytoplasmic side of endoplasmic reticulum membrane; lumenal side of endoplasmic reticulum membrane; Golgi-associated vesicle membrane. Gene Ontology annotation, biological process: membrane protein proteolysis. The record is from RefSeq and is a predicted model, not a curated record. Lineage: Eukaryota; Metazoa; Chordata; Mammalia; Primates; Hominidae.
CCCUGGUCUCCCAGGGUUGGGGGGCAUCAUUCUAGAGGGACCCUGUGCCCCACAGCAGCGCCCUCGGCUGGGGACCACACAGCUUUAUGACUAGAUAGGUGUGGCCCUGGUUUCCAGGACAGGUGGCCAGACUGCUCUGUGACAAAGGGCCACGCCUGCCCCUGGGAGGGGUAUUGGGCUGCUGCCCGCAGAUGUUGCAGUAGGAACUGAAGAAGAUGGCGUGCCUGGGCUUCCUCCUCCCCGUGGGCUUCCUCCUCCUCAUCAGCACCGUGGCCGGGGGAAAGUACGGCGUGGCCCACGUGGUGUCGGAGAAUUGGAGCAAGGACUACUGUAUCCUGCUCAGCUCCGACUACAUCACCCUCCCCCGGGAUCUGCACCACGCCCCACUCCUGCCCCUGUAUGACGGCACCAAGGCACCCUGGUGCCCGGGUGAGGAUUCCCCCCACCAGGCCCAGCUCCGCUCCCCCAGCCAGCGGCCCCUCCGCCAGACCACUGCCAUGGUCAUGAGGGGUAACUGCAGCUUCCACACGAAAGGCUGGCUGGCUCAGGGCCAAGGUGCCCACGGGCUGCUCAUCGUGAGCCGGGUCAGUGACCAACAGUGCUCAGACACCACCCUGGCACCCCAGGAUCCCCGCCAGCCCCUGGCAGACCUCACCAUCCCUGUGGCUAUGCUCCACUAUGCUGACAUGCUGGACAUCCUCAGCCACACUCGUGGGGAGGCCGUCGUCCGCGUGGCCAUGUAUGCACCCCCAGAGCCCAUCAUCGACUACAACAUGCUGGUCAUCUUCAUCCUGGCUGUGGGCACAGUGGCUGCAGGUGGCUACUGGGCCGGCCUGACCGAAGCCAACCGGCUACAGCGGCGCCGUGCCCGAAGAGGAGGGGGGCCUGGUGGUCACCAUCAGCUGCAGGAAGCAGCAGCAGCUGAGGGAGCCCAGAAGGAAGAUAAUGAGGACAUCCCAGUGGACUUCACGCCGGCCAUGACAGGCGUGGUGGUCACCCUGUCCUGCUCGCUCAUGCUGCUGCUCUACUUCUUCUAUGACCACUUUGUCUAUGUCACCAUUGGGAUCUUUGGCCUGGGUGCUGGCAUUGGCCUCUACAGCUGCCUGUCACCCCUGGUGUGCCGCCUGUCCCUGCGGCAAUACCAGAGGCCUCCGCACAGCCUCUGGGCCUCUCUGCCGCUGCCUCUGCUGUUGCUCGCGAGCCUGUGCACAACCGUGAUCAUCUUCUGGGUGGCCUACCGCAAUGAGGACCGCUGGGCGUGGCUCCUGCAGGACACACUGGGCAUUUCCUACUGCCUGUUCGUCCUGCACCGUGUGCGGCUGCCCACUCUCAAGAACUGCUCCUCCUUCCUGCUGGCCCUGCUGGCCUUUGAUGUCUUCUUUGUCUUCGUCACCCCCUUCUUCACCAAAACUGGUGAGAGCAUCAUGGCGCAGGUUGCCUUGGGCCCUGCAGAUUCUUCAAGCCAUGAGAGGCUGCCCAUGGUACUCAAAGUGCCCCGGCUAAGAGUCUCCGCCUUGACCCUGUGCAGCCAGCCCUUCUCCAUCCUUGGCUUCGGUGACAUCGUGGUCCCCGGCUUCCUGGUUGCUUACUGUUGCCGCUUUGAUGUGCAAGUCUGCUCCCGUCAGGUCUACUUCGUGGCCUGCACCGUGGCCUAUGCUGUGGGCCUGCUGGUCACAUUCAUGGCCAUGGUCCUCAUGCAGAUGGGCCAACCUGCCUUGCUCUACCUAGUGUCCAGCACCCUGCUCACCAGCCUGGCUGUGGCUGCCUGCCGCCAAGAGCUCAGCCUCUUCUGGACUGGCCAGGGCAGAGCUAAGAUGUGUGGGCUCGGCUGUGCCCCUUCGGCUGGCUCUAGGCAGAAGCAGGAGGGCGCAGCAGACGCCCACACAGCCAGCACACUUGAGAGAGGCACCAGCCGAGGAGCAGGGGACUUAGACAGCAACCCUGGAGAAGACACCACUGAGAUUGUCACCAUAUCUGAGAAUGAAGCCACCAAUCCAGAGGACCGCAGUGAUAGCUGCGAGGGCUGGAGUGACGCCCACUUGGAUCCUAAUGAGCUGCCCUUCAUCCCCCCUGGGGCCUCGGAGGAGCUGAUGCCACUGAUGCCAAUGGCCAUGCUGAUCCCACUCAUGCCCCUGAUGCCCCCGCCCUCAGAGCUGGGCCACGUCCAUGCCCAGGCCCAGGCCCACGAGACUGGCCUGCCCUGGGUGGGACUCCACAAGAGGAAGGGUUUGAAAGUAAGAAAGAGCAUGUCGACCCAGGCUCCCUUGUGAACUGGAGGCCCUGGGACACACGCCUUUCAAAGGGCUGGUGGAACAUUGCAGAGCAAAGCCAUGUAUGGCAACAAGAAAUCAGGGCAUCAAAGAGAUUUCAUAUCUAC